Messenger RNA from Exaiptasia diaphana, 3506 nucleotides. Its product is annotated as NACHT, LRR and PYD domains-containing protein 3-like. Bases 105 to 2957 code for a protein of 950 amino acids. The record is from RefSeq and is a predicted model, not a curated record. The transcript has 2 exons. Gene Ontology annotation, molecular function: protein binding. NCBI's taxonomy places the organism in Eukaryota, Metazoa, Cnidaria, Anthozoa, Actiniaria, Aiptasiidae.
CUGAUGAAGUUGAAAAGGCUUCCAAGCCUGACCCAGAAAACCCUAGUUAUGUACCAAGGAAAACAACGAAACGAGUCUUUAGUUGUUAUCUCGCACAGUUGCUUAUGCGCCUUGUACUAGGAAUUAUACACACAAUAAUACUUCAAAUGCAUUAUCAUCAACGUUUUCCGGUAGAGUUUCGGUGUGAAUUAAAUUUCUUGAGAAAAAGAGACGAGAGAGACAAUAUUACAGAUUCCAAUUUAUACGACGUUGAUAUUGGAAACUGCCAUAAUUCCGUCGGGUCAGAGAAGUCAUUUUGGGUAAACGUGAUGUUUGGCGUACAGAUAACGCUUGUAUUGUUAAUCAAAUCGGAACUUUUGUAUCUUGUUUAUAAAGUCUGCAUGACAGGAAAACAUUUCAUAACUGACUCUGAGUUUUGUGAAAGGUAUCUUCUACGCAUGAAAAAAACUGUCCUGAUUUACCGAACACAAAUUCUUGAACAGACGAAAUUCGAGGAAGCUCUGAUUGAGAUAAACACUGGAGAACCGGGCCAAAGGGUCGAAAAACAAGAGGUAGAUGAUAUCUACGUGGACGUGAUCAUUCAUUCUGGAAGAGUCAUUCAUCACUUCGAGAAGGCUAAGCGGCAUGAAAAUUUAAACGUCCAUCUUAGAAUUCCUGAAAACUCAGUUAUCGGAAAGCAUGCAGAUUUCUUUGAUGACUCGAUUUUAAAGGUUCUUGUUGUCGGUCGUCCAGGAAUUGGAAAAUCGUUACUAUGCACUAUGCUUUUACGGGAAUCAUUACGAGGCCAACUAUUGCAGGAAUUCACUUCUGUAUUUUUGUUUCGAUUUCGACAGCUGAAUUCUGAGUUAACAACAAAAAUGACGCUGGAGCAUUUUCUAAAAAAAGCAGAUUUGAAAUCAGGAGAUGUGGAUUUGCAAUAUAUUGUGAACAAUGCUAGCAAAGUCUUAAUCAUAUUUGACGGUUUUGACGAGUUUCAUGCUCAUGACAGCUGUUUGAUUGAAGCAGAAAACUGCGCUGGAAAUGAUGUAAGUAAUGAAAUCCCUGUUUCCGCCUUCCUGGUCAAACUUUUACAAAACAAACUUCUUCCUGGAGCAAAGAUAGUCUUAACCACUAGACCCAAUGUGGUUGAAACGGCCGGCAUAUGGAAACUUUUCUGUGGCAACAAUUGUAACGGUAGAGAACUAGAAAUAUUAGGAUUUACUCCUGAUAAAGUACAUUCCUAUGUAAAAACGUAUUGCGGCGGUGACUCCGCUAAAGCUGAAACCAUGUGGCAACAGAUCCAUUCCAACAUCAAUCUCCGUUAUCUGUGCUACAUUCCUGUCACCUGCAAAAUUGUAUGCAUUUUACUAGAUCAUCACAUGAAAAAUGAAAACACUUGCCAGGAAUCGACAACUAACUCAUUCACGAGGCUUACUGAAGUAUAUCAACAGGCUCUUGAGAUAUUCUUAUCCAAUCAUUAUCGAGGAAAGGAACAGACAAAGCGGAAGUCGACGGACAGUUGUACGUUUUCCGAAACGCUACAAAAACCUUUAGCUGAGCUUGGAGAGGUAGCUUACAAGGGUCUCGAAGACGGACGAUUGAUCUUUGAAGAAGAUGAAGUCAGCUGCCUGGACAGUUGUGGACUUCUUCAUUGUAUGCCUCGACAUUCAAGCGGAAAGAAGAAUUUUCUUGAAUUAUUUCAAAGACCUCCAUCCCAGUAUUGCUUUAUUCAUCUUACUAUACAAGAGUUUCUAUCCGCCAAAUACCUGAUUGAUGAGAAAGUUGAAACUCACGAUCUGGAAACUUUUAUCAAAGCCAAAGCAGAAGAUGCAAACUGGCAUGUUGUGAUUCAGUUUAUAGCCGGAUUACUUCAACGCAGCCAUCCCUUGUAUAACGAGGUAACUGAAGUUAUUGAGGACAUCCUUAUUGAGAGUUUGAUGACAGAACCAUUACCAGGAAGUACAGAAGGUUGCAACGCAAUACUUAUGCUAACAUGUUUAUAUGAAUUGAACGACGAUGAAGUCGCGAAGAGAAUUGCAAGUGCUUUUACCUCACAUGGGCACUUUGCAGAAAAAGGGGUUGAGCUUCGCUGCUGUAGUAUGACGCCUAUCGAUUGUGCGGCCGUGGUUUAUUUCUUAAAUCACUUUGAAACAGAUUUGGAAUGGUCACUUGAUUUAAAGUCCAACAGCAACCUUGAUGAUACUGGAUGUUUAGAACUUGCUAAGAUGGUUCAGUGCGGAGGUCCAGCUAAACUAAACAUUUCACGUUGUGGUGUUAGUGAUCAAGGUCUGCGAAACUUGGUGGAAGCUGCUGCAAUGAAGGAUUGUAGGCUCACCGAGUUAGAUAUUGGAGGCAAUGCUGAUGUUACAGAUCAAGGUCUAUCAUACCUUUCUGAUGCUCUUAAGAGUGAAGACUGCAAACUCCGUGUGUUAGACCUCCAUGGCAUUGUUUUAACAGAUAACAAACUAACAGUCCUAUGUGAGGCACUUCAUCACCCUAACUGUAAGCUGAACGAAAUACGUAUAAGUCUUGGUGUUCUUGCAUACGCCGACUCCCACCCACAUGAACGCCAUGCUUUUCAGCAGUUACGCCAAGCCCUUACCCAUGAAUCGUGCUGUCUGACUGUAUUAUGCCUUUGGAAUAGCCAAAUCACAGAUGAAGGUCUUGCAAUGCUUUGCGAAAUUCUUAUCCAUGAAAACUGCAAAGUUAAUGAUUUAAAUCUCAUAAAAACUCGCGUUAAAGUACAGGGAAUUAGUAGCUUAUGCCAAGCACUCGUCCACCAAGAUUGCAAGCUCACAAAGCUGAACUUGGAAGAAAUCGAGGUCACUGACGAAUGUGUCAAGAGUAUUUGUGACAUGGUACAAAAUACGAAUUUCAAGUUAAAUUUGCUAAAUCUGCGUAAUAAUAAAUUUACAAGACAAGGUGCAGCACAGAUUCGUCAAGCAUGCGCAGUCAACGACUGCGUCCUACAUAUCUAAAACUGCUAAUAAAAAACUCUCACUAUCCAGUGAUAGCUUCUGUUUUUACCAUUGAACAGAGUAAUCACUAAAGUUGCAAGAUCUAAGAUAAGCCAAUGUUUCUAUUUUGUAGUCAGACAAGUGACUAUUAUUGUACGUACACAUAGUUUGAGAAAAGACAACGCCUUCUGAUUGCACAAGAAGAACUGACGUCUUCAAUCUUUAAAGUUUUGCGUGUUUGUUAGCUAUGUUAUCAAUAGUUUCUUCGUUGAGAUUUUUUUCUUUUGGUAAAGUUAUAAAGAUAUUGGCUGGAAUAUAAUUUUUUAAAAAGUUUGCGGUUUAUUGAUAGCCAUGACAUUAUCGAAUAGAUACGGUCGCAGUGGUGAUCAAUAAUCCGGAUUAUGAAACGCUGGUGUACAAUUAUGAUUGUAUUGCUAGGCUUUGUUCAUACUUCAUUAUCAAUUAUUAAGCUCUUUCGUUAUUCAGUUCAAGAAUAGCGCUAACACCAUCCAUUGGAGGAAUAAAUCAAAACAUAACCAAACAUGAUGAAAAUAAAAAUUAAUAAAUAAU